AUGGCUUCCCAAUCUAAGUCUUGGAAACAAUGUCGACCGGCUAAUGGCGCCGAAUUCAAUGGCGAUCUCGAUGCCGUCGACGGAAGCAAAACCGCAGAGAGGCGCCCUGUAAUGGAGGCAUACCUCCAAUACCUCGUACCGGAGAAUGCGCCAUUCCUCGGUAUGGUGCGCACGGCCGUUGAAAAGCUAGCCUUCAAAACUUGGGCAAAACAGGAAGUUAACGGUGUUGGCGACGAGGCGUCAGAGUUCGUUAUAGACAAGGUAGUAUGGGGAAAAUACCUUAAGACCCUGCCGAAGGAUCGAAUUCCCAGCUUCCCGUGGGCAGACAUAGUCGCAGAAGACAUGCCCAAAUAUCCAGCCUCUCCCAAAUAUGAGCAGUAUCUGGUUGCAAUGAAGGCCGGCUCAGCGAAGGUCCCAGUCACGUCCGAAGCCUCGACAGCGGUAGCAGAAUCCGAAUCAAGGGCCAGAGACGACAAGUUGAACACACACAUAGCGAGACUCGAAUUGAGCCUUCGCCGCGCAGAAAACGACGUGGAAGCUGCGGCCCGGGAAUUCAAAGAUACUGAGUCGGUACAGAGUGGCCUCCCUGGUGUUGAUGCCGAAGAGAAAUCCGUGGAGGAUAAUGAUGUAAUCAUUCGUGACCUCACGGCCCAAGUCCACGCCCUCAACCGUGAGAACAAAGAAAUCAAACGGGGAUUAGGAAAGGCCAUGACAGCUCGGAAGAGGUCAAUUGAUGAUUUAUCAAAUGACGAACAGGAUCCGGUGGCCGAGGGCGUGGACAUUUCGGCGGGAGUUGACACCAGUGCGGGAAAAACUCUGAGCAAACGACCUCGCCUGGACUCCCCUUGA
Molecule: messenger RNA, 849 nt
Organism: Pochonia chlamydosporia 170
Lineage: Eukaryota; Fungi; Ascomycota; Sordariomycetes; Hypocreales; Clavicipitaceae
Exons: 3
Coding region: 1-849 (282 amino acids)
Source: RefSeq, a predicted model, not a curated record